Nematolebias whitei (Rio pearlfish) is the source of this 585-nucleotide messenger RNA. RefSeq names its product transmembrane 4 L6 family member 4-like. Gene Ontology annotation, cellular component: membrane. NCBI's taxonomy places the organism in Eukaryota, Metazoa, Chordata, Actinopteri, Cyprinodontiformes, Rivulidae. The transcript has 4 exons. Bases 1 to 585 code for a protein of 194 amino acids. The record is from RefSeq and is a predicted model, not a curated record.
AUGUGUACUGGAAAAUGCUCCUUUUUUGUCGCCAUCACUCUGUACCAGCUGGCGCUUCUGUCUGUCAUCUGCAACAUUCUGCUGUUCUUCCCUGACUGGAAGGUCACAUAUGCCAAAGAGGGAAACAUUACUGAGGAGGUGAAGUACAUGGGGGGAUUCAUUGGAGGGGGUGUUUUGGCUCUGAUCCCAGCUCUUUACAUCCAUCUGACCGGAGAACAGGGCUGCUGCGCAAAUCGCUUUGGGAUGUUCAUUUCCAUCGUAUUUGCAGCUGCAGGUGUCGCCGGCGCCGCAUACAGCUUCAUUGUGGCGCUGCUCGGACUUUCCAGCGGGCCUCUGUGUAAAACUGAGAAUGGGUUCUGGGAAACACCGUUAAAAGAGAGCAACUUCACCUACAUAUCUAAUUUCAACUUGUGGACUCGGUGCAUAGAGCCAAAGAAGGUGGUCCAGUUCAACAUGGGCCUGUUCAUCACUCUGAUGGUGGCCAGCAUCCUGCAGGCGCUGCUCUGCGUCAGUCAGAUCAUCAAUGGCUUCAUUGGAUGUCUUUGUGGAACCUGCAAUGAAUCAGAGGUCAUGAGAGUCGGGUAA